AUGUCGAAUGUACCGUUAGUGCGUCGCGCGAUUGUUGGGGCGUCUUUAGCCCAUAACCCACCGAACGAAAAUUCAAAUAACCCCGUACUGCAAACGAUACAAGAAGACCAGUGGACUCCGGCAGCUUUGGAAAGGGCUGGGUCUACCCUGAAAGCUCUCAAUCGGAUGGCCAAAAGACCACCAGUGCACAUUUUGUUUGAAGAUGUUUGCUUUACCGUCAGUUCCAAUAAAGGUAUGUUUUGA
Leptosia nina is the source of this 243-nucleotide messenger RNA. Lineage: Eukaryota; Metazoa; Arthropoda; Insecta; Lepidoptera; Pieridae. The record is from the annotation of a GenBank genome assembly.